UGUACGUGGAGAAGAAAUAUUGCCCUGUGCAAAAAUUGUCACAAUAUAUCGAUUUGCAUACAAAUAGUUGGACUGUAAACUGAUAUCGUGGUUAGUCAUUAAAUCAAACGCUGGCGUGUUUGUACAAGUGUUAACAAAAAUGGCGAUAUAAAAGAUUUAAAGUGCAUAAUUUUAACUUUGCUGUGAAGGAGGAUAUUAUGUUUAUGAUGUAAACUGGAUAGAAUACACUGUGACACUCUAUACAUAAAACAAAUGUAAAAUGGAACAAGAGGCCUUUCGAUGAAAAUAAGAAUUUGUUACUUUGCCGAAUACAGGCUUUAUUCUACGUUUCCCGGAUAAAUGACGUUAUGCCAUCACUUCCGGUUUAUCAAACGUGCAGAACCACCCUUAGGCGUAAGAUGAAAACUUAGCUGAAAUAAACCAUCAUCAUGGCCACCAUUUCACAUGAACAACAGUUAGCCAAUCCCAGAUAUCGUGACUGGGUGAAAGCUGGUCUAGCAACAAAAUACGUCAAAGAAGGGAUUGAAGUAUUCAUAGACGAAGUCUGUAAACGACAACACGAGGACAUGCUUUUAGAUAUCAGAAUGCAAUACAUCAUUGCACCAACAGCUUGUAAUUCAUGCAAUCUCAAGACGCUUAUGCCAAUGCAUUCCAAAGGCCGUAAUGGUUGCUCAUUAGGACAAAAUCCUUGCAAUUGUCUAAAUGUGCACCGGAAAACGGUUUGCCCAACGAAAUUCUGCAGUGCAAUGUAUGAUAAGAUUGUCCUACAGCAUAAAUUCAGUGCACCGAACUGGACUAACACAGACAUAACACAAUGGGCCAAAAACCAUUGGGAGAUAGCAAAAUGCAACAUUCCAGGACGAGGGUACAAGUUGAAAACGUGUGCCAGAGAAACUGACUGUGCCGGUCUACUCAACAUAGCUAUAAAUGAUAUGGAUGUGCAUCGCAUGAUUGACUGCCUUGUUAACCCACCGAACGAUGUUUUCUCAAGGACUAGGGCAGCCCGAGAUGACAUUUUCCAUUCUCCAGACAUGGAGCUUGACCACACAAAGAUGGAAGCGUACAUAAAGGACAUGAUUGCUCUUCUAAAUGACAAAUAUCUGAGUAAUCGACCGGAAGCAAUAGCAGCUACAGACAAACUUAAGAAGUUAUUAAACGAUGAUUUCCGAAUAACAGAGACGGAUGAAUCACAAGUUAGAAAAGAACUUUUGGCUGCGAUUGAAGAGAAAAAACUUUUAGCGAUAUCAGCUGUUGAAAAUGAGGGCGAGCGUCAGAAGAAGCAAAUAGUUGAAGAGAAGGAAAAUAUCCUGCAAGAAUUACGAACAGAACAAACGAAAUCUUCAAAGGAAACUGUGGAAAAAUUAGAACUAAUGGAAAAAAAUGUUCAAGAAAUUGAAGAAAAAUUUAGCAGCAUCAAAGAGAACGUUUUGCAAAGCAAAAUAGAGGACGAAAAUAGAACACAAUCUGACAAACUGAGAGUAACUAGAUACAACGAACGGAAAAUAUCUUUACAGACAGAACUUAUCACUUUGUAUCAGGAGUAUCUUACCAAAACGUAUGUAUUACCCAUGAUACAAGAAGAGAAAUGUGAUGUCAAAGACAUAUAUGUCGACCAGUCAAUGUUUACUGGAAAAAAACAGAAAGCAAAGGAACCAGUGGAGGUGGAUUCCUUAUUAGAUCCUGUUUUUCGUUUUGAAAUAGAAGCAAAAACAAGUGAACCUUUAUCAGGCUUAGAAAAUGAUGUAACAACUUACAGAUCAAUCUUCUAUAAGGGUGAAAAGAAAAACAAAAAGAUAUAUUUGAGCGGUGGUGCUGGUAUGGGCAAGACAACUUUCUGCAAAAAUCUAAUAAGUAGAUGGUGUGACGUCCAUGCUUCAAAAAUCAAUGCUUCGACCGCAGAUGAUGAUGAUGAUACAAUGAUACUACGGAGCUUUCAGUUACUGUUUUACGUUACUCUCCGGCAUAUAAAAAACAAACGACAUGUUCAUGAUAUGAUCAAGUCUCAGCUUUUGUUUGACGAGCAGGAUAUAGAAAUAUUUGAACAAAUUUUGACAACAGAAUCUGAGAUUUGCCUAAUAAUUCUAGAUGGACUCGAUGAGUGGAAUCCUUCUGACGAAGAACAACCCGACAUACUGCCUCAAAGUCCUUUCCAGAACAGGUAUAUCCCGCAGACAAACUUAAAAAGAAAAUACACAAUACUUACAACUACAAGGUCAUGGAAAUUAGAAGAAGUGAGACUAAUGUCUACAGAUGCAGAUAUCCACGUGAAGUUGCAAGGGUUUUCCAGCUCAUCGGCUGACAUGUUUAUUCAGAAGGUUGUUAAAACCCUGAAUAAGAAGUUCAAACGUAAAAAACAAUACCAGGAAUUUCGAGAUGAAUUGGAAAGACAAAGUAUCGCGGAUCUGAAGUCAGUCCCUAUAGCAUUAUUACAGUUAAUAUGCAUCUGGCAUGAUGGAAAGCCGCUUGGCACUUCCCUGUGUGAUAUAUACAGCACAAUGAUAAAUCUACUUUUUGAAAUUUCUAAGAAACCAGUAUCGAACACUCAUCAAGGUAACCAACAGCUACCGAAAUGCUUUAAUAACAAACGGAAAUGUCGAGAAAACAGCGAACUUCUCUUGAAAUUAUCAAAGCUUUCAUUUGAGACCUUGUUUCCGCAAGACGGAAAAUCCGCAUUGGAAUUCGACAGAUCAGAAGAAAACGUAUUCGGUAUGAGUUCUGAAGAUUUUGACAUUUGCUUACAGCUCGGACUACUGACAGUAGGUAACGUUCUUGGUAAAUCUGCAUCAGUUCGACUUACACACCUGUCGUUUUUACAUGAGACUUUUCAGGAAUUUUUGGCAGCCAUUCACAUCUCAAAUGUAGAGAAGUGCGCAUCCAAUUUACAACAUGAUCAUAUGCGCGAAGCAUUAACCGGCGACUGUUCAACUAUUGCCGAAAGGGUCUUUAUUUCGUGUAAUACAUUGCUAGGAGUGUUGGAGAUGGGAAGAAUAUUCAAAUUCGUGUCAGGCUUGAAUCCUACCCAGGCGAAAGAGCUGUCAAUGGGCAUUCACUCAGUUGUGGAAAAGAUUGAUACAGUUCAACAGUAUCGUGUAGGAGAAAAAAAUGAGAAUUAUCCUUCAGACUUAAAACAAGUUCAGUCUUUGGUUUUUGCUUGUAUAACAGAGAUGCAAAAUGCUCAUCCUUUGUGUGGGAAAACUGGAACGAGUUUGUACCUUGGUGAUUUGAUAAUUGAUCAACAAAUAACUAAUGAGUAUUUCGAUGAUUUCUCAAAUGAUAAGUCAGAUGAUUCCUGGGGUGACUUUGUGCGGAAUGAAAAGGAUAUUAAAACUAUAAUGCUAGAUCAGUUACCGUAUUUAGACAUGAAAGGAGUACGAUCAGUUUUUAUUUCACAAACAACGCCUGGUUCUUUAUCAAAGGAUGCUCUUGAAAUUAUUUCAACAUGCCACUCCCUGCAGAAACUUGUUGUGUGGAUAGAUGGUUCAAGCAGUUGUUUACAAAGUAAUACCAUAACAAACAGAGUGUUCCAGAUGAUAAGCCAGUCAUGUAGUUCUCUUAUCUCUGUAUCAUUAGGUUGUAAAAGUAGUCACCUAAACGUUGGUUACAUCGAGAAUAUCCCGUCGGUACUUUCAAAUUUAAAUUAUAUUUAUUUUGAAGGCAUUGUGUCUCACCACACCAAUUGUGAGAAAAUCAUCUCAUUACUUCAAAACUCUAUGAAAUUGAGAUAUUUAUAUCUACGAGAUAUGGCAUGCCAAAAUCACCAAAAUUGUUCGCUUGUUAAGGAAUUUCCAGCAUGUCACCAGUUGCAAAAGCUAGAUUUGAGACGUGUUUGGAACAUUGGCCUUUGUGAUACCAAUCUAAAGUUGAGCACUGAUAUGAAGAAAUUGCAAUAUAUUGCAUUAAACGAUGCAAAAUUGACGGAAAAUGGAUUGCUGGCGUUUUUAAAUGAAAUUACAAACAUUGAACAUACAUUGGAGGUUGUUUUAUCCAACACUGAAGUUACUACUGAUUCAUUUCUAUUCAAAGAGGUGAAGAUAUGCAGACUACGUGUGAUUAAACAACCACGCUUUACUGACAAAACUAGUCAGACAAAUACAUUUAUCGAAAUUGAACAUAACAGUACAACAGCGAGAGAAAUCAACUUCCUUUACGGUCACGUGAUAGAAAAUUCGAAGCUUACACCAAAACUAAAAUGCCUCGAUAUACAAUGUAGACUAGAAAAUCCCGGACUGAGUUCUGACAUUACAUCUGCUGUUGUAACAGAAGUGCCGAAAUUGCUAUAUCUGGAAAGGCUAACGUUGAAAGGUAUUGACUUUGGUGCUUUAGAAUUGAAGUUGAAUGCCGAAAUGGAAAGUCUAACUCAUGUAGGGUUGGAUAGUUGUACAAUAACCGGUCGGGCAUUAAAAGGAUUUCUUCGUGGAAUUCCAAUGCUAAAACAGACCUUAAGGAUUGAGGUAAACCAAACAAAAAUAGUUGAAAACACGGCCGAGGACACGAUACCGUUGACAACAGACGGCUGGAGGUUAGCUACUUUAAAGGUGAUUGCUCAAUGGUUUGACAAUGGUGAAAAUAUUGAAAUUGAAAGUAUCCGAUCAAGUUUGUUUUGAAUGAGGGUACGCCAGACAAAAAACAACAGAAUACGAGAACAUACUUCUACAGUAUUAGCAAAGUAAAUUAUUUCGAGUGUGUUUAUUGAAAUACUGAAAACAAAAUUUAGUCAGAAAAGCGCAGCCCGAAAUUGAAUUGCGACUAUAACAAAAUGAAUCGGUGAUUAAAUCAAGUACACCAACUUCCACUCGUUCAUAUUGUAAUGCAAAGGGAGGUAAUUAACCUCUUUUUUAACUUAAUAAAGGUACGCUGACGACACGUUAUGAAUGCUUUUACCAGGUGUGAUGUUUUUUUGUUGUGUAAUCUCUCAAAAAUUGUACACUUCAGUGGUUUGAAUAUGUACAUAGUGCUUUAUUCGACAACAAACUGGCAAUAAUCUUUCAGCCAGAUUCCAAAUUCUCUUAUUUACGACAAGUAUAGUUUAAUCUAUACAUUUACUUUUCAUUACAGUUUUAUUUGCACAAAAUCACUGACUAAAAAAUUAUUUUGUUUUGAGUAUACAUCUAUAUACACUUCAAUCAUAUUCUGUGAAAAUCAAUAAGCGUUAUUUUUCUAACGUAGAAAAAGCAAAUGUAGCAUCUUGUGAAUGAUAAAUUGGAUAAAGAGGGGUGCAUUUGAAUGAUUAUUUGUGAAUGGGUAAACCUAAACUUCUGGUAUUCAUUAUGCUAUUCUGCACUUAGAUGUUUGCUAAACGUUAGCGAUUCAAACAAACAAAAAUAAAAAAAGUCAGUAAACCUUAGUAUGUAAUACAAUGUUUUUGCUGUUUAGGUGUAUGAUAUGGAUUAACUAGUGACUAUGCAUGCCUAUUAGUUUAGUAAUCAAAGCAAUAUAUAUAGUGCUGUAUGUAUCUGUUUAUUCCAUUUGAAUUAUUUAAAAAACAAAGCGGCACAACAUUACGAAGUCACAAAGGACUUUAGAAGAUAUUUUCUAUUAAAACAUAUUUUCAAAAAGCAUUUAUCUUGUUUCGUAGAAUGCAAAUGACAACUGAUGUUUUGAGAGGAAGUAAAAAAGCAGUCAAACCGUC
This is a messenger RNA of Mercenaria mercenaria, 5629 nucleotides long. RefSeq lists its product as uncharacterized. NCBI's taxonomy places the organism in Eukaryota, Metazoa, Mollusca, Bivalvia, Venerida, Veneridae. The transcript is spliced from 8 exons. The record is from RefSeq and is a predicted model, not a curated record. The coding region runs from base 429 to 4604 and encodes 1391 amino acids.